Molecule: messenger RNA, 4230 nt
Organism: Chanos chanos (milkfish)
Lineage: Eukaryota; Metazoa; Chordata; Actinopteri; Gonorynchiformes; Chanidae
Gene: grid2ipb
Product: glutamate receptor, ionotropic, delta 2 (Grid2) interacting protein, b
Exons: 23
Coding region: 1-4230 (1409 amino acids)
Molecular function (GO): protein binding
Source: RefSeq, a predicted model, not a curated record
AUGAAGAAAUUUCUUCAGAACAAGAGAGGGAGAUAUUCUUUGCGCCAGAACAAGCCUGGCACUCGAUAUGGAGCCAAAGAUUUCUUUCUCACAAUGCCAACAUCUAACCAAGGUUGGCCAGAGGACUUUGGCUUUCAAUUAGGGGGAAAUGGGCCCAGCUAUAUUUUGUCUGUGGAGGAGGGCAGCAGUGCCCAUUUGUCAGGGCUUCAGCCAGGAGACCAGGUGCUGGAGAUUGAAGGGCAGAAUGUCUCCACGCUGGGAACACAGGCCCUCAUUGCCCUCGCUCAAUCCCAGAAAAACAUCCCACCGAGUAUUGGAGUGGUCUCACGCAUCCAACAGAUGGACAUCACUCCAGGCCCAGAUGGCCGCUUUGGCUUCACUAUCGUGGGAGACUGCCCCUUGCUGGUGGAGGACUGUUCUCCCUGCUCUCCAGCUGGACGGAGUGGUCUGAGGGCAGGAGAUUAUGUCAUGGAGGUAAAUGGAAUCCCCGUGAAGGAGCAUGAGAUGGCCGCAGCUUUGAUCAAGGCGUCUCAGGGCCGAACCUUGCGCCUGGGAGUCCUCUGCCUGGGAAAUCGACAGAAGCGCAGCAGUGGAAGCACAGAGGAAUCCCAGAAAGGAAAUGAAGAUAUGCGACUAGACCGCAAACAAAAGGCCCUGGAAUUCAACAAGAGGAUUGAUGAGGUCCUGGAACACGAACCUGAGAUAAAAGAGAAGCUGUUUGCUGCACUGAAGCAGUAUGCUGCAGAGAGGAAAGUUGAUUGGCUGGCAUCUGUUCUCCCUGAAAUCUUGACCAAUGAGGAACAUCAGCAGCUCAUCUCUAACAUCAGGAUUUUCAUUCCCAAGAAGCACCGGCAGCGUUUCGACGAUGUCGUUUCCCAGAGCCUCAUCAACCGGAUGUGCCGCAGUAAGAGCCUGAGCGAACCGGGCCAGAGCCGCCUGCGUCGCAGCCGCAGCCAGGACCACCACGAGCGACCACGGGGGUCCAAACGGGCCAGCUCGGUGCCGCGGGACAACGGAGAGGACGCCGCGGCGCCGGAGCGCAACCUUAGGAAGAGCACAUCCACGGUCCCCAGUCAUCCAGCCACUGGAGCCAACCAGAGGACCAUACGGGUAUACCGAGGGAAGAAAAGCUUUGGGUUUACUCUGAGAGGCCAUGCCCCUGUCUGCAUUGACUCUGUCAUUCCAGGUAGCCCUGCGGAGGCAUGUGGUCUUAAGCCUGGGGAUCGCAUUCUGUUUCUCAAUGGACUGGACAUGAGGAACUGCUCCCAUGAGAAGGUGGUGUCUAUGCUGCAGGGAAGUGGGGCCAUGCCUACACUUGUGGUGGAGGAUGGGCCGGCUUCAUAUCCAGUGUCAGACUCUGAACCGGAGGAGACUCCGCCACUGCCCCGCUCCCGCUCCCCAGCGCUCAGCUCACUGCAGUGGGUGGCGGAAAUCUUGCCCCCCAGCAUCCGCGUCCACGGACGCACCUUUAGCCAACAGCUGGAGCACCUGCUUACGCUGCAGGAGAGAUAUACUGUCUGCAAAGCUCUGGAGACGUUCUUUCAGCACAGGAAUGUGGACACACUUAUUGUAGACGUGUAUCCAGUGUUAGACACACCUGCCAAGCAGCUGAUCUGGCAGUUCAUCUACCAACUGCUAACCUAUGAUGAGCAGGAGCACUGCCAAAGCAAGAUCUCGCGUUUCCUCGGCUUCAAGGCUUCAGAGCCCGAGCUGGGACCAGGACCAGAGAACCACAGGCGUAGCAGCUCCAUGAGGGUUUCGGGCACAUCUCACAGAAACAGUGUGAGAGAGAGGAGCUUUGAUGACUGUAUCAUCGGCACGCAUUUGGGAAUGGGGACUUUCACUGAACCUGUUGGUGGGACCCCUGGAGAGAGACAGUGUGGGGACGGAACCUCCUUCCCUGAGUCCCCUGACCUCAAAAACAUGUCAGGGGUGUACACGGAGCUGGAGAGUAUGUAUGCAGGGAAGAGCGGCAAGUCUCUCCAAAGUGGCUCCUCACCUGGAGCUGACGGCCAUGCAAACACCUGCUCACUUACACACGGUAACACAGGGAACCGUAAAUCGGGGCUAUCUCUGUCCUGGAAGGAGUCUUUCCCAGGUCCUCAGUUUGACAUGUACCAGCCAACCGUGCCCUCUCCGGACGGUGUGGAUUCCAACCCUUAUGUGAGUUUAGACAGCCCCGCUCUAUCUCCUCAACACCCCGAAGAGCUGCCCAGCCCCCUGUCCCGUCGCAAGAAGCUUUUUACCUUCUCGAGACCCCCGCGCAGCCGAGACACCGACAAGUUCCUGGAUGCCCUCAGUGAACAGCUGGGUCACCGUGUUACCAUUGUAGAUGAUUAUGUAGGAGCCGAAAACGACUACGAGGAGAUGAGUUUCCAGGAUGAUCAGGAGGUAAAUAUGUUGCCUCACGAGUUGAGUAGCGCCAGCAGCGAGGACCACAGUAGCAGUGAGGACACCACGUCACUUACCUACUCCUCUGGCUCUGACCACAUUCCUCCUCCGCCCCGAAGCCCCCCUCCCCCACCCCCACCUCUCCAGUUCACCGACCCGCCCUCCCCAAUCUGCCUCACGCCGGAGCAUAUGCCUCAGCCCCCGCCGGCUUUCCAGAAUCAUCCCAUUAUUCCCCCGCCUCCGCCUCCACCUCGCUCCUUCCUCACCAACCGGCCCUCCCUUCACAAAGUGCUGCCCACCAGGGCGGAGCUUCAGACUCAACACGCCCACCUCCGUCGCGCGUCCCCUCAGCCCCAAGCUCAACCCAGCCACCAGCCACACCACAAAGGCCACCCCAUCCUCCAGUCGUCUCCUCACACGUCCCCGCAGCCCCCGCAUCCGACGCAGCACGCGCACCUCCAUCAGCAGACGCACCUGACCCAUCAGAGUCAGCAGAGUCCUCCAACCAGGACCUCGCCCCAUCAGCCCAAACCUCACAGCCAGUCUACCACCCAGGUGUAUGAAAGCACGCUCCAAAACAAGAUCCCCCCACCGCCCCCACCACCCCUGCCACCUCCCUGCGACCCCCCUCCUCUACCCAAAUCCAGCCCCAGUGCCUCAGACUCCAACCACAUGAGCGUGAAGAGACUGCGCUGGGAACAGGUUGAGAACUCAGAGGGCACCAUCUGGGGACAGCUUGGAGAGGACCCGGAUUCUGAUAAACUGAGCGAUAUGGUCAAGUACCUUGAUUUGGACCUGCACUUUGGUACACACAGGAGUUCCAUCUCUUUUCCAGAGCCCACCUUCCUGCCCGAGAGCUUUAAAAAGAAAGACGUGGUCGAGAUUCUCUCCCACAAAAAGGCCUACAAUGCUUCCAUCCUCAUAGCGCACCUGAAGCUGUCUCCAGCAGAACUUCGAAAGGUUCUGUUGACUAUGAGCACAGAUCGUCUAGAACCCUCACAUAUCAAGCAACUGCUGCUCUACGCCCCAAAUGACGAUGAAGUUAAACAGUUCCAGCAAUAUAACCAGGACCCAGCCAAACUGAGUGAACCUGACCAGUUUGUCCUACAGAUGUUGUUAGUGCCAGAGUAUAAAACCAGACUCCGGAGUCUCCAUUUUAAGACCACCCUGCAGGAGAAAUCAGAGGAAAUGAGAGCAGGAUAUGAGUGUAUCUACAAGGCCUCCUCAGAGCUGAAAAACAGCAAGAAACUGGCAAAGAUCCUAGAGUUUGUUCUGGCAAUGGGGAAUUACCUGAACAAUGGCCAGCCCAAAUCAAACAAAACAACUGGGUUUAAAAUCAACUUUCUCACUGAGCUUAGCACAACAAAAACAGUGGAUGGGAAGUCAACCUUCCUGCAUAUUCUAGCCAAAUCAUUAUGCCAACACUUCCCAGAGCUUCUGAACUUUGCCAGGGACCUUCCUACUGUACCACACGCUGCCAAAGUCAACCAGAAGAACAUUACUGCUGACCUCAGUGACCUUCAGUCCACAAUUCAGGAAAUCAGAACAGCUUGUGUUCAGAUGCCAGCCACAGCAGAGGAUCGCUUUUCAGUAGUCAUGAGUAGCUUCCUGGAGAACUGCCAUCCAGCGGUACAGUCACUGGAUUCCUUGCAGCAGAGAGCAAUGGAGGAGUUUGGCAAAGUGGCCUCUUACUUUGGCGAGGACAGCAAAGCUACAACUACAGAGACCUUUUUUGGCAUCUUUGCGGAGUUUAUGUCCAAAUUUGAGAGGGCGUUAAAUGAGACACAGGUCACAGAAAACCCCAGAAGCCCCCGGAUCGCCUCACCACUGGCCUGGUGA